UCCACUCUCAAGGCUCGGGCUCUGGACUACUACUGUCACGUGAUCCCAAAUCCAUGAUGAGACUCAACUCGAGUUUCUGGGUUCUCAUCUUCUCAAUCACGCUUCUUUCAAUCCAAUUCAAGGCUUCGUUUGGAUCCGAAUCAACUAAGGAAGCUUACGUCACACUUUUGUAUGGAGAUGAGUUCUUAUUGGGUGUUAGGGUAUUGGGCAAAUCGAUCCGAGACACUGGAUCCAACAAGGACAUGGUCGUUUUGGUCUCUGAUGGUGUUUCAGACUACUCCAAGAAGCUACUCAAGGCUGAUGGAUGGAAGAUAGAGAAGAUUAGUUUAUUGGCAAAUCCAAACCAAGUUCAUCCCAAGAGAUUCUGGGGUGUUUAUACAAAGCUUAAGAUAUUUAACAUGACUGAUUACAAGAAAGUUGUGUAUCUCGAUGCUGAUACUAUUGUGGUAAAGAACAUCGAUGAUAUGUUUAAGUGCUCCAAGUUUUGUGCUAAUUUGAAGCACUCUGAGAGGCUGAACUCUGGGGUUAUGGUUGUUGAGCCCUCUGAAGCUUUGUUCAAUGAUAUGAUGAAGCAAGUGAAGACUUUGUCGUCUUAUACUGGUGGAGAUCAAGGGUUCUUGAAUUCCUAUUAUCCAGACUUUCCGAAUGCUCGUGUUUUUGAUCCUAGUUUGUCCCCUGAAGCUAUGAAAACAAGACCAGUUCCUAAAAUGGAAAGGCUAUCUACGUUAUACAAUGCAGAUGUUGGUCUUUAUAUGCUUGCUAACAAGUGGAUGGUCGAUGACAGCAAGCUUCACAUUAUUCACUACACUCUCGGCCCUCUUAAGCCUUGGGAUUGGUGGACGGCGUGGCUCGUGAAACCUGUUGAGGCGUGGCAUAGCAUUAGGGUAAGGCUUGAGGAGACUCUUCCUGGAACUGGAGGUGGAAAGACCCCAAAUGAUGAAUUCAUGGUCAAGUUCCUUUUCUUGUUACCACUUUGUGGGCUUUUGUUCUGCCUUUAUCGUUCCGUACAGGGGCGUGACUUCUUGGGUUCAAUGUGCAGGAGCUCAUUAUGCAUUCAAAUCAGACAUCUUUAUUACAAAGUUAGAUCUAAUGGAACAGUUGGUUAUAGCGGUGUAUCAACAUUGUCUACCAUGAACCCCAACUAUCAACUCCACACUGGCUCACACUCUAAGGUUCCUCAAUACUUGGGGGCAGUUUCAGUUGCAGUCUGUUUUGUGGCUGCUUUGACAUCCAUUGGCGUUUCCUUUAUGUUUGUGCCAAGGCAGAUCAUGCCAUGGACUGGCUUGAUUCUGAUAUAUGAGUGGACAUUCACAAUCUUCUUCCUUUUAUAUGGUAGCUUUCUACUUCUAGUGUAUCAAUAUGGCAAGAAUAUCGCAGUUCAAACAGGAUCUCUUUCAUCACAAACAGAGUCGUCAUUGGAUGAUUCGGGAAAAGGUCAUCAGCGGGGAGAUGCGUCUUUUGACUUUACUACAUGCUAUUAUGGAUUAGGGAUGGCAUUUCUGGCUGUUGCUGCCAUUUCUUUGCCCUACAUUUUAGGGGUCACCGCUUUAUUUUUGAGGUUGGGUCUGAUGAUAGCCGUAGCCAUGGUUCUAGUUUCGUUCAUGACCUAUGCUUCAGAGCACCUUGCAAUCAGAUGGUUCCUCAAAGGUCUAGAAAACCGUGACACAACGAGAACAAAGUCAAUCUGCUUCAUCUGCUGACACAUACACACAAAAGCGUGUCACAGUGUAACUCACAACACAACUAUCUCUUUAUUCUGUUACUGUUAGGAUAACUUCAAGUUUUGUUCUUUUUCGUGUUAUUAUCUCAUUGUAUUUUUCUAAAUGAUUUUGGUUCCUUCAUCACGUAGUUUGUAUCCCAUACAACAAGUUUUAAUUUUACAAGAAUCGAUUAAACUUUUUAGCAAA
This is a messenger RNA of Camelina sativa (false flax), 1907 nucleotides long. Its product is annotated as inositol phosphorylceramide glucuronosyltransferase 1. The record is from RefSeq and is a predicted model, not a curated record. Gene Ontology annotation, molecular function: glycosyltransferase activity. NCBI's taxonomy places the organism in Eukaryota, Viridiplantae, Streptophyta, Magnoliopsida, Brassicales, Brassicaceae.